AAAAUGAUCGGCAGUAAUCGUCAGAGGGCGCUGUUAAAAGUUAAUGGACUAAAAUCAUACCGAUCCUCCGAUCCAUGUCCAACUAGGACAGUUAGUCAUGCAUUGCCAUCCAUUUCAUCAUCAGCUGCUUAUCACAAUAAAAACAGAAAGUCACCAUUAUUGAAUGAGUUGUAUGAUGAGUUGCAGUACCGGAGAAACUGGGUUUUAGCUAUGCAGCAUCCAGAAACCAACCCUGCUGGCAAUUCAACAGCACCGCUUGAGUGGGACAGGUGGCUGUGUGAGAUUGAGCAUUCGUGGCGGGAUCAGGCAACACGGGAGGUGCAACACAAAUUAGAGAAAGCUUUUCGUUCAGUGGAUCCUCUUCAGCUUCAUGCCUUUGUCCUUCACCUGUUGGACAAGAGCCAAGAUUUGCGUCGGAUGAAGCCAUCAACUUUAGCUCUUAUCGUCCUGAAAGAGUUUUUGCCGUGGGUCAAGAAAAACAGCCAUGUGCUACCCAAAGACCCGUCUGCUAUUAUCACCGAUGGCAUGAAGUUGCACGCCUUGCGGCUGGCAACAAGUGCACACAUCAACCUGUUUGACAUGAUAUGUGAGCUGUAUCAUCUCAAGUGCAAGGGCAAUGAGUACUUGGCCACACACCUUAGAAUACUCCUAGCGAGGAAACAGUUCAAAGAGGCUGGGGUCGCGGCCUACAAGCUUCAACUUCAACACUGCUUCAAAAUUGAGGAGAUCUGCUUGCCGCUGGUUUUUCAAGACAAAGUGAAUCUCGUCGAGAAGUACAUUCAGGACAGCAAGGAGGCACAGGAGGAGCUGAUACAAAGACUGGACUCCUUCUGUACCAGGGAUUCCGAUCUUCAAGACAUCAUUGAUAAAAUGGAAGCCCCUGGAGUGAAGAAGGAGAAGUUACGACCCAAGUACCUCAGCAAACUGAUUUUGCGAUUGACAAAGCUGUUCAAGCUAGACCCAGCGAUCUGUCCCAAUACUAACUACCACAAGGAUCUGAGUGCAGUCCGGUUCCUGAUGUACAAGAAGUACAUUGAGCAAUCCUUAGAUGCUGAAAACUGGGAUGAGCUGAUAAAGAGCACUAUCCGAGACAACGAGGCCUUGCAGGAGGAGUUUAUCAACUUGCUCAUAGAGUACAAUGACCCUCCGGCUGCUGCAAAGUGGGCAGUGCAUUAUGGGAUUGAUCGGAGCAAACUCGCUGCGGAUGUGGCUGGAGCAAUUGAGACUUGCCCUCCUCCCUCUGAUGAACCAGAUAACUGGGAUGACAAUGUCGCAACACCCAAGGUGUCGUUCUAUCAACUGAGCCUACCCCUAGAGCGCAUUGUCAUGGUCGAUAAUGUUGGAUUACUUGAAGUGUGUGAGAGGCAUAUAUUUCAGGAUGAUCAGCUGGUUGGCAUAGACAUGGAAUGGACGCCGUCUUUCACUGCCACCCAAAUCACAAGGGUUGCUCUUGUUCAGCUGGCAACCUUGGACUGGGUUUACCUUCUUGAUAUGAUAACGCUGAUGGCCACUGCAGCUGACCGAAUCAGGUCUUUCUUCCUUCGAUUUCUCUCAAGCUCUCAGGUGCUCAAACUUGGUUUUGGCAUAAGCGGUGAUUUCAAGAUGCUAACCAAAUCGUACCCCGGCCUGAAAGGACCCGUUGCAGCUGUCCAGAGAAUGGUGGAUCUAGACACGCUUUCUAAGCAGAUUCUGAAAGCUGAGCCGGACUUCCUGAAACGGGCAGAGACAUCAGAAACCGAUUCUAGUGGCCCCUCUGUGAAGGGUUUGAGCGAGUUAACACUAAUGUGCUUCGGCCGAGCUUUGGACAAAAAAGAACAGCUCUCAAAUUGGGAGAAACGGCCUCUGAGACCAUCACAAGCCCAGUACGCAGCACUGGAUGCAUACUGUCUGUUAGAGAUCUACACAUUCCUGAAGACCAAAGUCAGCGACGCGUGGCUGGAUAUCGACAUGGAACCGACGUAUUGCUCGAAGACACCCAAGCAACCCAAAUCAAAAACCAAGGAACGCAAGCCACCAAAGAAAAAAGCGACCUUACAUGGCUUCAAGAGUGUAAUUCAAGAUUCUAGCCAGCCCCUACGUCCGGGUGAUUUGUCGGUGGUCUGUGACACCAUGCUGCAAGGUCUGGGUCGGCAGUUGAGGGCGUGCGGGGUGGAUGUGAAGAUCUUGGAAACAUCAGAUGAGCAUGAUGAGGCAGCCAGGAUUGCGUUCAAGGAUGGUCGUGUGAUUCUGACAUCUGGCACACCCUACCAGACUUUAAAAUCUCAGGUGGGCGAAGGAAAAUGUUUGGCUGUGGACACAAAGUGUAAUGCCAGACAGCAGACUGUUCAUGUCUUCGAGCACUUCAACGUCCGCGUUCGUCAAGAGGAUGUCUUCAGUCGCUGUCAGGUCUGCAACCACAACAUGUAUGUGCCAUUAAACAAUGAGGACAUGAAGAGACUAUGGAACAAGAAGAAAGAACUUCUGGCUAUGGGAGGCAUUGCCGCUGGGGUUCCAGCUAGCUCGGAAGGCACUGCCGCUGAGAUUCCAGUACGCGCAGAAGGCACUGCCGCUGAGAUUCCAGCAAGCUCAACAACAGGCAGUAGUGCCUCUGCCAAAUAUCUGAACCGCCCUUUACAUGGGUAUGAUUCUGAUGAGGAUGACGAAGGUUUGUUCCUUGAUUUAGAAGAGGACUUUGAAGGUGGUGGUGGAGACUACUUCGACAUAGCCUGCCCUUGGGUGGAGGCCAAACCAUCCGGGACCUCAUGCUCUUCGGCCUCACUAAACGAGAAGGCUGUUCCCUCAACGUCAUCAGGUGGGGACUCAUCAGUUCCACAAGUCACCUCUCCAGCAGACACUCCAAUGUCCAAGACAACUCAUCCCACAAACUCUCAGUUGGAUCCUUCCCUUGAAUCCACAGGAGAGGAUUCAGAGGCACAAUCAGCUAAGGCUCCCUACAUGAUGAGGAACUUCAAUCCGCAUUAUAGGCCUCCGACCGACAGUGGCCUUGAGAGAACUGUCGACUUUGACAAGGUGACCGUCGGAAAUAAUGUCCAACUUCAGGUGGAAGGCGUCCCCGAAGGGAUCGUGGAGAAAAUCCAAAAAUUCUUCUGCUGUGCUGGUUGUGGAAAGGUCUUUUGGGAGGGGACACAUUUCGAGCGAGUAGUCUCGCAAUUUGCACAUGUUUUAGAUAUGUCAAGUGAGCUAGAUGCCUAAGUCUACUUUCAUCUUGAACUAACUCGGACAUUAUUUGUAAUAUUCAAGUAAGAUUUGUAACAUUUCAAUCCAGUUCCAGUGAAAAUUAACCUAGGAUUUCAAUUCAUGUAAUUUUUAUAAAUAUGCCAUUUGAUAAAUUCAGUGGAAUAAUCAGAUUAAUCUUUCGGGAAACAGUUCCCACUGCAUUUUGAGCUAAUGCGCCUAUCAAAUUCCCCCCCCCCCCCCCCCCCCCCCCCGUCCCCCCCUUGCGCAGCCCUGGGUGCGAUGUCGGGAUUUGGUCACAUUUUUCAUGCCCCAGGGCGGGGAUUUUGGUCACUCAAAUUACAUUGUUACCAUUGGCGUGCUACGUGGAAAUGCAUUUACUAGUGCGCCCCACGACAAUCCCCAUGUCUUGAUAGGCACAUAAUUGUUUCUCCGAAUGGCAUAUAUGCUACCAAAAAUAAUGUAAUGUAUUAAUCUGUGUAUUAAUUAUCAAAAAAUGUUAAUGUUUAUAUUUUCUGAAAUUAAGCAAAGUUGUUAAAUCCGCAGGCUAAUUAAUGAGAGUUUCAAUUUACUGCAUGUAGUUUUAUUCUUGCCAUACUUUUCUUUGAUCUGGUCUGGGAUACAGGAUUUUUGACACCCGAGGGACGCAUGGCACCUUAGGCAAAGCUGAGGGUGCCAUGUACCUGCAAGGGUGUACAAAAUAAAGUCACAAAAUCGAAAAGGUUUAAGAUGUGACCUUUUCACACUGCAAUAUUAGGCUGUGGUUUAUACUUAAUAAAUAUAGAUUUACAAAGAACUGCAUCUUGAUAAUUAAUUGCAUAUUGCUUUUUUUCUUUUUUACUUGUGAAUGAAUAUUUUAAGUGCCUUGUAAAUGCAAAACUAUGUGAAAGUGAAAUGUUAUCAACUUUUAAUGUUAGUGUAUGCCCUAAAUAAAUGAAAUGCAGAAUAUUA
Molecule: messenger RNA, 4125 nt
Organism: Patiria miniata (bat star)
Lineage: Eukaryota; Metazoa; Echinodermata; Asteroidea; Valvatida; Asterinidae
Product: exonuclease mut-7 homolog
Exons: 18
Coding region: 4-3192 (1062 amino acids)
Biological process (GO): nucleobase-containing compound metabolic process
Molecular function (GO): nucleic acid binding; 3'-5' exonuclease activity
Source: RefSeq, a predicted model, not a curated record